Molecule: messenger RNA, 945 nt
Organism: Erythranthe guttata (spotted monkey flower)
Lineage: Eukaryota; Viridiplantae; Streptophyta; Magnoliopsida; Lamiales; Phrymaceae
Source: RefSeq, a predicted model, not a curated record
AUGGGUAGAGAACUUCAACGGUGCCUUGGUUCAAUUACAAACGAGCAAAGAAAGGUUUAUGAUGUAGUUAUGGAUGUUAUAUCCAAUGACCGUGGUGGAAUGUUCUUUCUAUAUGGCCAUGGUGGAACGGGAAAGAUGUUUCUGUGGAAAACUCUUUCGCUGCAGUUCGUUCCAAGGGAGAGAUUAACAACUCAUUCUCAAUUCGAACUACCCAUAAAUGUACACGAGAGUUCCACCUGGAGCAUAUCGCAACAAAGUCCACAGACGGAGUUGCUCAUAAGGGCAAAGCUUAUUAUAUGGGACGAGGCUCCUAUGAUGUGUAUAUACUGUUUUGAAGCGCUUGACAAGAUAAUGAAGUCAAUAUUACGGGGUGACAAACUCUUUGGUGGUAAGGUGGUUGUUCUUGGAGGAGAUUUUAGGCAGAUAUUACCAGUUUUGCUCAAAGCAUCAAGGCAGGACAUAGUACAUGCUACGAUAAACUCCUCUCCGAUGUGGAAUUUCUGUCGUGUCAUGAAGUUGACUAAGAACAUGAGAUUGGAGUCAUGCUCUUCUCCAUCUAACGUGGAUGAGGUAAAAGAAUUUGAAGACUGGAUACUGAAGGUUGGUAAUGAGGAUGUUGGGGAACAAAAUAAUGGUAAAGCUUCGAUAGAGAUUCCCGAUGACAUGUUGAUUGGUGAUUCAGAAGAUCCAUUCAGAGACCUACUGGAAUUCGUUUACUCGGAUUUGUUGAGUAACAUGUAUGAUCCAGAUUAUUUUCAAGGGAGGGCAAUUCUUGCACCAACUAAUGAAUGCGUCGAGUGUGUGAACAAUCACUUAAUGUAUCUCCUUCCAGGAGAGAAGAAGGUGUACAUGAGCUCAGAUAGUAUGUGCAGGGACGAGCAAACAGUGGAGGAUAAUGCAGAAAUUUAUUCGACUGAAUUUCUCAACACAAUAAGAUGCUCCUGA